Messenger RNA from Phaethon lepturus (White-tailed tropicbird), 908 nucleotides. It is a transcript of the gene FNTA, whose product is annotated as farnesyltransferase, CAAX box, alpha. Gene Ontology annotation, molecular function: protein farnesyltransferase activity; CAAX-protein geranylgeranyltransferase activity. Gene Ontology annotation, cellular component: cytoplasm; protein farnesyltransferase complex; CAAX-protein geranylgeranyltransferase complex. The record is from RefSeq and is a predicted model, not a curated record. The annotation marks the transcript as partial. Gene Ontology annotation, biological process: protein farnesylation; protein geranylgeranylation. The transcript has 5 exons. NCBI's taxonomy places the organism in Eukaryota, Metazoa, Chordata, Aves, Phaethontiformes, Phaethontidae.
GCAUCACAGACGGGUGUUGGUGGAAUGGCUGCAGGAUCCAUCCCACGAGCUUGCAUUCGUAGCUGACAUUCUUAACCAAGAUGCCAAAAAUUACCAUGCAUGGCAACACAGACAGUGGGUUAUUCAGGAGUUCAAAUUAUGGGACAAUGAACUGCAAUACGUGGACCAGCUUUUGAGGGAAGAUGUGAGAAACAACUCUGUCUGGAACCAACGACACUUCGUAAUUUUCAACACCACUGGCUAUGAUGACCCAGCAGUCCUAGACAGAGAAGUCCAAUACACUCUUGAGAUUAUCACAGCAGUGCCACAUAAUGAGAGCGCUUGGAACUAUUUAAAAGGGAUUCUACAGGAUCGUGGUGUUUCCAAGUAUCCAAAUCUGUUAAAGCAACUGUUGAAUUUACAGCCCAGCCACAGUUCACCCUAUCUGAUUGCCUUUCUUGUGGACAUGUAUGAAGAUAUGCUUGAAAACCAGUGUGAUAACAAGGAAGAAACGCUAAACAAGGCAUUGGAGUUGUGUGAAAUUCUGGCUGAAGAAAAAGACCCCAUCCGAAAGGAGUACUGGAGAUACAUUGGAAGGUCCCUUAAGAGCAAGCACAGCUCAGGCACUGAACAGAGCCCACUGACAGACAAACAGCUGUAACUGAACCUGGAAGAAAUCAGUGUUAAUGGUCUCAAGCUGUUCUAAAGCAGUACUAAGUAGGGUCAUCAACUAGUUUAAAAUCCAGUGUAGUAUUCUCCUGCAGAAGAAGUAUUGCAAUGAAAGAGGAGUACAGAGUGCUGUGUAGUCUUCAGUUGCUGCUGCUGCUGCUAGCUCUAGGUGCAGUCAAGAAAUAUAUUAAGGCUUAAUUAUUGAAAUGUACCAAAUAAAGGUUUUAUUUCCUAAUAAUAAGUAGAUAAAGCUAUACCUA